UAGGCUUCAUCGAGCAUGGGCCAGUACCAUGACAUGACGCCCGCGCAGCACCAGAGCACGCUACAGAAGAUCGUCGACAUGUGCAAGCGGUUUCGGCGAGCCGUGACUUGUCGUGAGGACGACACCUUGCUCCCACCUCGCAGUUGUGGGCCGGUGCCUGGGGCCGGUCCAUCGUCACGACGGUCUGCACCCGCGGCACAGUCAGGUCCACCACCACCGCCACCCGUCACGAUGGCGACACCUUCAGCUUCUGCAGCUCGGCCCACGUACGUGCCGCGGCCGGCACAUUUGUACUCGGCAGUGCCCGGCUCGUCGUCGUUUCCGCCGAUAGAUCCGUACGGCGCCGGAUCGUCCUCCCUUCGUCGUCCAAUACACGAUUUAGAGUACCAGCAGGUGGGAGGGACAGACGACGAUGAGGAGAUUCAGGACGUGGACGACCUCGCGCAGAUGGAGUGGGUGAACACGUUCUUCUCUGCUGCACCGACACAGGAGGUCGUCGGCACUUCACAGCUGGGGGGCGCCCCACCCGCGACGCAGGACUACACUCAGGUGGAGCAGACGCCUGUUCCUGAGCAGGGUCGUCGGUCCACUCGCGAGACCAUCCCGCUGGAACCACUGACGUACUCGCAGCACCACACUAGGGCGGCCCAGGCUGCAGAGCGACGUGGCAGGAGGAGAGGGGGCAAGCGCGGACGCAUUUAGUGUACAUGUUGUAGCUUGUUAAUUACUUUGUUCCGUCAGACUAUGUUAUGUAGGCAUGUGUAGACUAUGAUGGGCGAUGGGAUGUGUCCGUGCAGUGAGAUUAUGACGAUUAGGCCGGUGCCGUGCAUUGGA
Molecule: messenger RNA, 834 nt
Organism: Panicum virgatum (switchgrass)
Lineage: Eukaryota; Viridiplantae; Streptophyta; Magnoliopsida; Poales; Poaceae
Exons: 3
Coding region: 16-702 (228 amino acids)
Source: RefSeq, a predicted model, not a curated record